AUGGCGGACGGAGGAGCAGCGAGUCAAGAUGAGAGUUCAGCCGCGGCGGCAGCAGCAGCAGACUCAAGAAUGAACAACCCGCCAGAAAAUGGUAAACCGUCCAUGGAGAGUGGAGACAGCAGCACGGGCACACAAACGAAUGGUCUGGACUUUCAGAAGCAGCCUGUGCCUAUUGGAGGAGCAAUCUCAACAGCCCAAGCCCAGGCUUUCUUCGGACAUCUCCACCAGGUCCAGCUCGCAGGAACAAGUGUGCAGGCUGCUCAGUCUUUAAAUGUACAGUCUAAAUCUAAUGAAGAAUCGGGGGAUUCCCAGCAGCCAAACCAGCCUUCCCAGCAGCCUUCAGUGCAGGCAGCCAUCCCACAGACCCAGCUCAUGCUGGCUGGAGGGCAGAUAACCGGGCUCACUUUGACGCCAGCCCAGCAGCAGUUGCUCCUGCAGCAGGCACAGGCACAGGCACAGCUGCUGGCGGCUGCGGUGCAGCAGCACUCCGCCAGCCAACAGCAUAGCGCUGCUGGGGCCACCAUCUCUGCCUCCGCCGCCACGCCCAUGACGCAGAUCCCGCUGUCUCAGCCCAUACAGAUCGCACAGGAUCUGCAACAGCUACAGCAACUUCAGCAGCAGAAUCUCAACCUGCAGCAGUUCGUGCUGGUACAUCCAACCACCAACUUGCAGCCAGCACAGUUCAUCAUCUCACAGACGCCGCAGGGCCAGCAGGGUCUCCUGCAAGCGCAAAAUCUUCUAACGCAACUACCUCAGCAAAGCCAAGCCAACCUCCUACAGUCGCAGCCAAGCAUCACCCUCACCUCCCAGCCAGCAACCCCAACACGCACAAUAGCUGCAACCCCAGUUCAGACACUUCCACAGAGCCAGGCAACACCGAAGCGAAUCGACACUCCCAGCCUGGAGGAGCCCAGUGACCUUGAGGAGCUUGAGCAGUUUGCCAAGACCUUCAAACAAAGACGAAUCAAACUUGGAUUCACUCAGGGCGAUGUUGGGCUUGCAAUGGGUAAACUGUAUGGAAAUGACUUCAGCCAAACUACCAUCUCUCGCUUUGAAGCCUUGAACCUCAGCUUUAAGAACAUGUGCAAGUUAAAGCCACUUUUGGAGAAGUGGCUCAAUGAUGCAGAGAACCUCUCAUCGGAUUCAGCUCUCUCCAGCCCAAGUGCCCUGAAUUCUCCAGGGCAGGGAAUAGAGGGCUUGAACCGUAGGAGGAAGAAACGCACCAGCAUAGAGACCAACAUCCGUGUGGCCUUAGAGAAGAGUUUCCUGGAGAAUCAAAAGCCUACCUCGGAAGAGAUCACCAUGAUUGCUGAACAGCUCAACAUGGAGAAGGAGGUGAUUCGAGUUUGGUUUUGUAACCGCCGGCAAAAGGAAAAGAGGAUCAACCCACCGAGCAGUGGUGGGACCAGCAGCUCCCCUAUCAAAGCAAUUUUCCCCAGCCCAACCUCCCUGGUGGCGACCACGCCAAGCCUUGUGACCAGCAGUGCAGCAACUACCCUCACAGUCAACCCAGUCCUCCCUCUAACCAGCGCUGCAGUAACCAACCUCUCUGUUACAGGCACUACAGACACCACCGCCAACAACACUGCGACCGUGAUUUCCACCGCGCCUCCCGCCUCCUCGGCAGUCACGUCCCCCUCGCUGAGCCCCUCCCCGACUGCCUCAGCCUCCACCUCUGAGGCCUCGAGUGCUAGUGAGACCAGCACAACACAGACCACCUCCACUCCUCUGCCCUCUCCUCUCGGGACCAGCCAGGUGAUGGUGACGGCAUCAGGGCUGCAAACAGCGGCCGCAGCUGCCCUCCAAGGAGCUGCGCAGUUGCCGGCGAACGCCAGUCUCGCUGCGAUGGCUGCCGCUGCAGGACUGAGCCCCGGCCUGAUGGCGCCGUCUCAGUUCGCAGCUGGAGGUGCCUUACUCAGUCUCAACCCAGGGACCCUGGGCAGUGCUCUCAGCCCAGCUCUGAUGAGCAACAGCACACUGGCAACCAUUCAAGCUCUUGCUUCUAGUGGCUCUCUUCCAAUAACAUCACUGGAUGCAACUGGGAACCUGGUGUUUGCCAAUGCGGGAGGAGCCCCCAACAUCGUGACCGCCCCUCUGUUCCUGAACCCCCAGAACCUCUCUCUGCUCACCAGCAACCCGGUUAGCCUGGUCUCUGCCGCCGCAGCCUCCGCGGGGAACUCUGGGCCUGUCGCCAGCCUUCACGCCACCUCCACCUCCGCUGAGUCCAUCCAGAACGCGCUCUUCACAGUGGCCUCCGCCAGUGGGGCUGCUUCCACCACCACCACCGCCUCCAAGGCGCAGUGA
Messenger RNA from Pipistrellus nathusii (Nathusius's pipistrelle), 2304 nucleotides. The record is from the annotation of a GenBank genome assembly. Lineage: Eukaryota; Metazoa; Chordata; Mammalia; Chiroptera; Vespertilionidae.